This is a messenger RNA of Ceutorhynchus assimilis (cabbage seed weevil), 5191 nucleotides long. NCBI's taxonomy places the organism in Eukaryota, Metazoa, Arthropoda, Insecta, Coleoptera, Curculionidae. The record is from the annotation of a GenBank genome assembly.
AUGGAUAAUGUUUGUAUUUUAUGUUGCAAAACAUUAACGGCGGAAUCACCUUGUGUUAAAAAGCCAACAAGACAGGGCUAUGCGACAAUUUUUUCUGCAGCAGAAAAAAGAAAAGAUGCUAUUUCUUUACAAAUAUUGUCCCGAAGAGAAGAAAUAAACGCUAAUCCAGAAAGAUUCAAAUAUCAUAUAAGUUGCAGAAAAUCUUUUUGCAGCAAAAAUAAUAUCGACAAAGUAGUGAAUGUGAAAUUUAAAAUAAACCCUUUAAUAAAAUUAAAAAAAGGCUCCAAGAAGCUUAAUAUUUAUUUAUAUAGAUGCAUAGCAACACAACACAUAAAAGUGCACACACAGAUGUUUUUUUUUUUCCAUAGUGCACCUACAUUUAUUGAUGAAAUUGUAAUUUAUGUGAAUAACCCAAACAUAACCAAAGUAUUUCCAUCAAGCAGCGGUCGUAGUGGUAAGAAGUUUGAUAUAAAAAGUGACUGCUUAAUUUGUGGUAAAAGCGGCACUUAUAGAAAGAAAAACCUAAUAUCUAUUAGUACAGGUACAGGGAGUAGUACCCGAGAAAAGAUUUUAAAAAGUGCUGUACAAAGAGGUGAUGAUGUUAUGCAAGGUAGAAUGAAGUUUUAUACUGAUCUUUUCGCUGCGGAUGCAAAAUAUCACAGUGCUUGUUACGCGCAAUACAUAAGCAAAAAAAAUGUAAUAGCCUGCAAUAGAAAACAAGCUGCUGAUGAAACACAAAAUUCUAUGCAAGACGCUUUUAAUAAACUUUUCAAAAAAAUUGCAGAAGAAAUUUUACAGCAAAAGAAAUGUGUAAAACUCUCGACCCUGUGUAAUUACUUUGAAAAAAUAAUAGAAGAACAAAAUGCAGAUUAUGAGAUUUCAGAAAGUACUGGCAAUUUAAGAAAAAAACUUGAAAAUCAUUUUGGAGAUACCAUAUCUUUUAUUUCAUCUCCUGGAAAACCUACUCUCACCAUUUCAAGAGAACAUGAAUACGAAUUAAUAUGUUCUUCUCUCGAUCAAGAGGAUUCCGACUCAUCUGAGGAAGAGUUUAUACCUAGUAAAUGUGGGGAAAAUGAGAAUAUAGUUUUGCAUAAAGCAGCAGGCAUUUUACGGCAGUCAAUUUUAGACCAUCAAAAAGACAAAACUAAAGUAUAUGUAACUCCGAAAGCCAUAAAUCCUAUCAAUUGUAGAGAUGAAAUUCCGGAUAGUUUGUACAAGUUUUUGACUUGGAUAAUGAACGAAAGAUUUUUUAAUGACCUCUCGGAGGAUAAAUUUGAUGUUAACGUUAUAGCAAUAUGUUCAUCCAUUUUAAACGGUUUCGAUAAAAUUAAUUUUAUCUCUACUCUCAGUUUAGGCCUUUCCAUUUAUAUUUAUCAAACCGUUAGAAGUAAAAAAAUAUUAGACAUUUUAUACAAUUUUGGAUAUGGAAUUUCUUACGAUGAAAUGCGCAAGUUUUUAACUUCCAUAGCAACAGAUCAAAUCGAAAGUACUGAAAGCAACAUCUUUAUACCACAAGGGCUAAUUCAAGUCAAUAAUCAGAAUGACAACUUGAUACAUGCCAGUAUUGACAACUUUGAUUUGAAUGAGGAGACGUUGGAUGGAAAAGCCACAACUCAUUCAAUGGCAAUGGUCAUUUUUCAGAAAAAUUCUGAAAUUUUAAACAAACCGUCAAUUGAGAGACAAACUAAGCGUUCGCUUGGUGAAAACACAAAUUUUAGUUUAGAACAAGAACUUAUUUCCUAUAAAAAACCUACACAACGCCCGGAACCGCAAAAAUUUGGGAAAAAUAUACUGGAGAACUGUUUUUGUUUGAAACAAUCUAAAGGUAUCACCACGGAUAAAUUAUGGAUGAUAUUGAGAUAUAAAAAAAAUACUAGUACAUUUAUCGGAUGGAGUGAAUUCAAUAACAUUAUUUCUAGCAAUAAUUUACUAGUCUCAAAUGUGUUUUAUUAUCCAUUUAUUAAUGCUCCCCCGUCAACUUUCGAUACAAUUUUUACCGCACUUGUACAAUUAGUUAAGAUAGCAGAGAAUAUAGGGCAAGAUCAUAUUGUAGUUACCGCUGAUUUAGCAAUAUACUGCAAGGCACGGGAAAUCUUAUGGAAUAAUCCACCUGCUCUAUCUGACAAAGUAACCAUGCAGUUAGGUGGAAUGCACCUGAUGAUGGCUUUUAUUGCCAGUAUCGGAAGUAUCUUCACGGAUGGCGGACUAAUAAAUAUCCUGGUUGAAUCUGGAGUAUACGCAGAAGCUUCUUGUAGGCAGAUGUUGCAAGGCAAGCAUUUAUAUCGUUCCAUUCGCGGGAUUUUACUAGUCUCAGAUACUUUACACAGACUGCUCUUCAAAUCAAUGGAAUUGUGGCUAGAUGAGAAUCACGGAUUAUCCUUAUUUACUGAAGAUAUGCAAGACGCCCUUAACAAUUUCGAAAAUAUGUUUAAUGAAAAACAUUCUAUCGAUGAAUAUGAGAAGACCCUAGGAAAUAUCUUUAGUAAAUCGGAGGAAUUUAACAAAUAUCUUAUCCAGUUCAUAGAGUUUGGUUGCCAAAAUUCACCAACAUUUAAAUAUUGGUUUUUGUUUAUUGAAGCAGCUGACAUACUACUUAAGCUCCUGAGAUCUGAAUGUAAUGCUGAUUUUGAAUUACAUUUGGAAGCGGUCCAAGAAACUCUUCCUUUUCUCAGAGCAGGUGGGCGUAGUAACUAUGCUCGUUACACUCCUAUUUAUUUGCUAGAUAUGGAAAAUCUUAAACUGAAAAAGCCCAAAAUGUACCAAUACCUCAAAAACGGAAAUUUUGUUGUUAGAAGAACUGACACAAAAAAAUUUAAUUGUGUUGCAUCAGACAUGGCUUUGGAGCAGACAAUUAAACGAGAUUGUAAAAGUUCUGGUGGCGUGGUGGGCUUCACAAGAAGCGAACCAACCUUGGUGAGAUGGCUCAUAACGCGGCAUCUAAUGGGAGAGUACUCUAGUAAAGUACAUGACCUAAUAUCCAAUUUUAAUAAAAACAGUAAGAUGUACAGUAUGUGUGAAAAUCUUAGAGAUGAAGAAGAUAUUAAUAAAAUGUUAGAUUUAGUAGAAUCUACAUGGGUAAAUCCCUUUAAUACAAAUAACUUUUCAAAGGAUUUAAUACAUAUUGCUACCGGUAAAGUAGCUUCAGAUAUUGUAAAGCAGUCUAUUUCUAAUAUUAAAGAACAUGCUUCGCUUAAUGUUAAAAAGUUUGUAGAAGAGAGGCUUUCUUGUGAUGGUAAUGUAAGCUUUUGGAAAGCUGUGCCUCGAGAUCAAACGAAAUUCUUUGCUUUUGACAAAAUUUCCUUUAAACAGAAUGUAGAUCGAAAAGAAACUAACCACCCCAUCGAACUGCUUUCGGAUAAUGACCGACAAUACAAUUUAACGUGCAUGUCAAGCGGCAGUAAUUGUUUACCAGUCUGGGGGCCUCGAUAUGCUGAUGUCCUGGAGAAGGUUCAGUCCUCGUUCUUUAAGUCCCUUUUAAGGCUCCCAAAGAAUACCUCCCAUGCCAUAAUUAGAGUUGAAACAGACAGUCUGCCUCUGUCGUAUUUCGUGUUCAAGUCAACGCUAAACUAUUUUAUUAAACUAUUAGGCAUGGGGAAUCACAGGUUGCCCAAAAUUUGUCUAAAUCGCCAGCUCAAUUUAUUUGGUGGUAAUGCCUCCCCUAAGUUUAAUUGGGCUUACAACUUUUACAGAUGGUUUCAAGAAAUCGGAAUAACCCACUUGUGGUCUUUAAAUAACAUUUCUUUAAAACGUAGUAAACCAGAGAUAUUAAAACAUUUUCGUGAAAGAUGUUUGCAGACCGACUAUCGAGUGGCACGAAAUUCUACGUAUACUUUGUUUUAUAGUCAAUUUGAUUUAAAUAAGCAUUCGUUGAAGUACCUUUAUUCUGACUGUGCUUUUUACAUGAUCAGAGUUAUUACACAAAUACGACUUUGUUCGAGUUAUAACUGCAAUAUAUUCUGGAAUGGCAUAGCUUAUAGAAUUAAUCAAGAAGAACUCUGUUCGGUUUGUAACCUAAGAGUGCCUGAAACAUUUCUUCACGUUCUCUUUGAAUGUCCUUUAUAUCGUAGUGUUAGGCCGGCAGAUUGGGGUGAUAUACCGAAUUUUGCUCAUAAUUUGGACAAUCUAAGCCCUCAACUGUCGUCACCAAAGCUACCACCGGAAAAAGUUCUUUGGAUAGCCGGAGGCCUUCAAGAUGGAAGUAUGAGUAUUAAGGUCAAAAAUUCGGGAGUUACUGUCGAUGAAUUGUUACAGUCUAAUCAUGAAGAAGCUGAUACCCGGCUUAUUUUUCACCUAGUGCAUAGUUCCACUGGGAGCCCCAUUGUUGUUAAGUCAGACGACACUGAUGUAUUGGUUUUAUUGAUCUAUUUCUAUUGGAAUGACAAAAAGUUAAAUGCAUCGGAAAUCUAUAUGGAAAAAGGUCACAACACUACAUCCACUAAUAAAAAACGAUUUGUUCCUAUUCACUUAAUUGCGCAGAACUUACAAAAGCCAAUUUCGGAUGGAUUACCAGCUUUCCACGCCAUAACCGGAUGUGAUACCACUAAUUCCUUCUUUAAAAUUGGAAAAAAAUCUGCCUGGCAAAUAUAUUUUCGGAACCACCAGCAAUUUGAUCUGCACUCUUUUGGAAAAACCUCUAUUGAACAAGGUCUGGACUCUGCUAGAAAGUUUACUCUAUCCUUAUAUAGAAACGAUAAAUGUAAAGAUUUAAACGAAGUCCGACAGAAAAUGACGAAGGAAACGAAGAAGUCUGCGAAAGAAAUUCCCCCCACUGAAGACGCCUUUUAUCUGCAUGUACUCAGAUGUUAUUAUCAAGUUCGUCUCUGGACAAUGAGUCAUAUUGGCUUAGUUGAUAGAUUAGACCCGAAAAAUUAUGGAUGGACAAUUGAUACAAAUAACUGCCUUUCGCCAAAAUUCACCAAUAAGACGCCCAUUCCAGAUGAAAUACGAAAAGUUAUUAGCCUAUUUUGUACAGAAAAGAAUUGCAACAAUAGCAAAUGUGCCUGUAAAUCUGAAGGAGUUUUUUGUUCGAGUGAUUGCAAGUGCAAUAUGAAGUGCACUAACAUUGAGGUCGUAGAGUUGUUAGACGACGCUGAAGACGACUUAUUAGAGUUUUGUUAAAUAUUUAGAAAUACUCAAACCUUUUAUGUUCAUUUAUAUUUACCAAGUAUUGUACUUUUGUUUAUCAUUUUUC